Molecule: messenger RNA, 1755 nt
Organism: Phoenix dactylifera (date palm)
Lineage: Eukaryota; Viridiplantae; Streptophyta; Magnoliopsida; Arecales; Arecaceae
Product: enolase
Biological process (GO): glycolytic process
Cellular component (GO): phosphopyruvate hydratase complex
Molecular function (GO): magnesium ion binding; phosphopyruvate hydratase activity
Source: RefSeq, a predicted model, not a curated record
CCCGGACUCCCCCACUACCGCUUUUCUCGAUCGCGGAAGCCGAGAGAGCGUGAGAUACAGAGAGAUGGCAACGAUCAAGUGCAUCAAAGCGCGGCAGAUCUUCGACAGUCGUGGAAACCCUACCGUCGAGGUGGAUUGUUGUCUCACUGAUGGCAGUUUUGCCAGGGCUGCCGUCCCCAGUGGCGCCUCAACAGGUAUAUAUGAAGCUCUGGAAUUGAGAGAUGGAGGUUCAGACUAUCUUGGGAAAGGUGUCCUUAAGGCUGUUGGGCAUGUGAAUACUAUCAUUGCACCAGCUUUAAUUGGCAAGGACCCCACACAGCAGGCUGAGGUUGAUAAUUUUAUGGUGCAACAGCUUGAUGGAACCUCUAAUGAGUGGGGAUGGUGCAAGCAGAAGCUUGGUGCGAAUGCUAUACUGGCUGUAUCACUUGCUGUAUGCAAAGCGGGAGCUAGUGUGAAGAAGAUCCCUCUUUAUCAGCAUAUUGCCAACCUUGCUGGAAACAAGAACUUAGUUUUGCCUGUACCUGCAUUUAAUGUUAUUAAUGGAGGAUCACAUGCAGGAAAUAAGCUUGCUAUGCAGGAGUUCAUGAUCCUUCCUGUUGGGGCUUCUUCAUUCAAGGAAGCCAUGAAGAUGGGGGUAGAAGUAUAUCAUCAUUUGAAGGCUGUGAUUAAGAAAAAGUACGGGCAGGAUGCUACUAAUGUUGGGGAUGAAGGUGGCUUUGCUCCAAACAUUCAGGAAAACAAAGAGGGCCUUGAACUGCUGAAGACAGCUAUAGCGAAAGCUGGAUAUACUGGCAAAGUUGUGAUUGGGAUGGAUGUUGCUGCUUCAGAGUUUUAUAAUGACAAGGACAAGACGUAUGAUCUUAAUUUCAAAGAGGAGAAUAAUGAUGGUUCCCAGAAAAUAUCAGGAGAUAGUUUGAAAAAUGUUUACAAGUCCUUUGUAUGUGAGUACCCUAUAGUAUCAAUAGAAGACCCGUUUGAUCAGGAUGAUUGGGCCCACUAUGCUAAGUUGACUGAGGAGAUAGGGCAGCAGGUGCAAAUUGUUGGAGAUGAUCUUCUUGUCACAAACCCCACGCGGGUUGCCAAGGCAAUAAAUGAAAAGACAUGCAAUGCCCUUCUUUUGAAGGUAAAUCAAAUAGGUUCUGUGACUGAAAGUAUUGAAGCUGUUAAAAUGUCGAAACGUGCUGGCUGGGGUGUAAUGGCGAGCCACCGGAGCGGUGAAACAGAGGAUGCCUUCAUUGCUGACCUCUCAGUGGGUUUGGCAACGGGCCAGAUCAAGACUGGAGCUCCAUGCCGUUCGGAACGCCUUGCCAAGUACAACCAGCUGCUUAGGAUUGAGGAAGAGCUUGGUGCCGCCGGAGUGUAUGCAGGAGCCAAAUUCAGGGCACCUGUAGAGCCUUACUAGAUAGGGCUAGCAGACGAGCUGCUCUUUUGAGAAGCCUUACUUUUGUGGCCUUCACUUUGUCGAAAUCAAGUGUUUUGCUGUGUGUUCAAGCAGAGAUUAGAAUAAAUGAUUCUUCUGCUUUAAUUGUAGUCUAACAUGCUAGACAUGGUCGGUGCAAUGUUGUGGGUCUACUGCAUCCCUUUCGUUUGGAUUUUGGUUUUCCAUCAGGGUGCAUCAGUGGUCAGGUAAUGGUGAGUAAAUUAAAGUAUCUUGCUUUAUGUUGAGCUGUAACUGUUUGACUUGCGAUGCUCUUUUGUUCAUGCUACCAAUAUGCUAAAGACCAACACAGUUUUAAUUGGUAGCUGAAUGGUCUG